ACUAAAAACAUUAAGAUUGCUGAUCCAUCAAAUCUUACGGUCGAGAUUUUUUCCCCCAAUUUUUAUGCGAAAUGUCUACAAUCUCUCUCUCCUCCUUCAUUUGCACGUUAUUUUCUUACUCCUCUACCUUCUCUCUCCUAAUUUCUGCCAAUUUCAUGCUACUUCUUCAAAUCCAGCUUCAAUUACUUUGAUUUUCAGCAAUUUCUUAGCUCUACGAUCUACUACCAAUUUUCGGAUUUGAUUUCAUGAAUUUCGCAUGAAUUUCAAUGUAAAUUGUUUAUAAACUUGAAUAAAAACAAAUCAAAUUGAGCGAUUUGAGUAUAAAUUUGGCAAAUACAAAACCUAGAUUGAUCAAGAACAAAUCGAAGAAAAUAAUCCUUCAAAUUCACGCUCAAUUCUCCGACCUGAAUUGCCGGAAAUAAUUGCCGAUGAAGUCUUCAUCGCAAUGCUUGAAGGUGAGAGCACUGCAUUACUUGCAUUCCAACCGAAUUAUUCAUAGGGACAUGAAGUCGCAAAAUAUUCUUAUUGGUUCAGGCUCCAUUGUUAAGCUUUGUGAUUUUGGAUUUGCUCGUGCCAUGUUAAUGAACAUUGUUGUACUUCGCUCCAUCAAAGGUACUCCAUUGUACAUGGCUCCUAAGCUUGUUCGCGAACAGCCAUACAAUCACAGAGCUGACUUGUUGUCAAAAUUGAUAUAAUUACCUUAUUUUUAUAUAUAGUGACCUUCGUUAUUUUUAUAUAUAGUGGCCUCUGUAUAAAU
This is a messenger RNA of Chenopodium quinoa (quinoa), 757 nucleotides long. Its product is annotated as serine/threonine-protein kinase TIO-like. Bases 429 to 695 code for a protein of 88 amino acids. Gene Ontology annotation, cellular component: cytoplasm. NCBI's taxonomy places the organism in Eukaryota, Viridiplantae, Streptophyta, Magnoliopsida, Caryophyllales, Amaranthaceae. Gene Ontology annotation, molecular function: ATP binding; protein kinase activity. Gene Ontology annotation, biological process: protein phosphorylation. The transcript has 5 exons. The record is from RefSeq and is a predicted model, not a curated record.